Molecule: messenger RNA, 852 nt
Organism: Hyla sarda
Lineage: Eukaryota; Metazoa; Chordata; Amphibia; Anura; Hylidae
Product: acyl-coenzyme A thioesterase THEM4-like
Exons: 7
Coding region: 16-717 (233 amino acids)
Source: RefSeq, a predicted model, not a curated record
CAGAGAGAAGAAGCAAUGUGCAGGCCAGAAGCAACAACUAUGUUAAGAGGAUGCGGCAGAUUAAUCCACAAGACCAAGGCUCUUUAUAAUCUCCCCAUUCAGCCACAAGGAACCACCAUUUCUUCAUGCUACUUCUCAGUCAAGCGCCACUGUCCCCCUGAGGAACUGCGGGAUUUUGGGCUACCUAAUGCCACAUGGAGUCAGAACCUGAAGAAUCUAUACAACAAGUUCUUGGAACUCAGCAAAAAUGGCAGCUGGGAGCGGAUUCCUUCCCACAACACCAUCGCAGAUCAGUUACAAGGUGACCUUCAAGAAACAAGGAUAGGCAAACGGAUGUUCCUCAGAAACUUAGACAGCGAUGGUCUCGGAUUUGAAUACUGCAUGUUUUUUAACAGGGAUGAAAGGAGAAUGGUCUGUCUUUUCCAACCUGGCCCCUACCUCGAAGGUCCUCCAGGGUAUGCCCAUGGAGGUUGCAUUGCCACAAUAAUCGACAGUACAGCUGGAGCGGGCGCUGUGUAUACAUGCGGUAGCGUCAUGACGGCUAAUCUCAACAUCACCUACCACAAACCCAUACCCCUGAGAUGCACCUUGUUUGUGGACAGCCACGUGGACAAAAUUGAAGGACGAAAGGUUUAUUCAAGAUGUCAUAUCCAAAGUUACGAUGGUGUAAUACUACAUGCAGAAGCCACAGCUCUCUUUAUAAAGGCGAACAAAUAGGCGACCACCAUUCAUGACUACAUGUCCACUAGAGCAGAGCCUGGUCUGCCAUUAACCUCAAGGACAAGGUGGUCUACAGCAUCUAUAUUUUCCUUUGACUUCAUGGCAGCUGAGAAUUACUAAUAAACGUUGGAG